AGCCCUUAAAACGGGAAAGGGGACCUUCCUGUUGCGGGCUCCAAGCUGACAGGGAGACGGAGGGGAAACAUUGAGCCCACAAGUCAGGAACGAGAAGCUGCAACCCCGGGCUCAGAAAGUGACAACGGCCCUCUCGUGACUACUGCUGAUUGUCCACCCCACAAACCCUCCUCCCAAUCUCCCCCCCCCCCCCCCUCCCUCCCCACCCUCAGACAGCUUCAGCUCAGCCCUGAGGAUGCUGCUUUCGCUCCUGCCUCUCUUGGUUCUUCUCCACCCGGUGCUCCCGCAGAGAACUCUCUUCACAGCCGUCACCGACACCGUCCUACCCCCCGACUACGACAACAACCCGAUCCAGUUGAAUUAUGGAGUGGCAGUCACUGAUGUGAACAACGACGGAGAGCUGGAGAUAGUGGUGGCCGGGUACAACGGUCCGAACCUGGUGUUAAAGUAUGACAGAACCACAAAGCGGCUGCAGAACAUCGCUGUUGAUGAACCCAGUUCUCCGUACUACUCACUGCGCGAUCGCCAAGGGAACGCUAUAGGGGUGGCGGCCUGUGACAUCGAUGGUGAUGGACGAGAAGAAAUAUACUUUCUCAACACUAAUAAUGCUUUUUCAGGCAUAAGCACCUACACAGAUAAACUCUUCAAGUUUCGGAAUGGAAGGUGGGAAGACAUCCUGAGUGAUGAGAUCAACGUGCACAGAGAGGUUGCUAACCGAUUUGCCGGCCGCUCAGUUGCAUGUGUGGAUCGAAAGGGCUCCGGGAAAUACUCUGUCUACGUGGCCAACUAUGCCAGUGGCAGAAUUGGCCCUCAUGCUCUGAUAGAAAUGGACGAAUCCGCCAGCAAUCUGUCAUUGGGAAUCAUCGCACUCUCCAACGUGGCACAGGAGGCAGGAGUUGACAAGUUCACGGGUGGCCGUGGAGUAGCAGUCGGCCCCAUCGUCAGCUCCAGUAGCUCCGAUAUAUUCUGCGACAAUGAGAAUGGACCGAACUUCCUCUUUAAGAACAAUGGAGAUGGCACCUUCACUGAUAUAGCAGCCCAGGCUGGAAUCGAUGACCCUCAGCAACAUGGCCGUGGACUGGCUUUGGCAGAUUUUAAUCGGGAUGGGAAAGUGGACAUCGUCUACGGUAACUGGAUGGGACCACACCGCUUCUAUCUGCAGACCAGCGUGAAUGGAAGGGUCCGAUUUAGGGAUAUAGCAACCCAGCCGUUUGCGAUGCCCUCGCCAGUUAGGACAGUGAUUGUGGCAGAUUUUGACAAUGAUCAGGACCUUGAAGUAUUUUUCAAUAAUAUUGCAUACCGAGGAUCUUCGGCAAACCGCAUCUUCAGAGUUUCUCAACGGGAUGGGGCAGACCCGUUGAUUGAAGAGGAAGACGCAGGAGAUGCUGCGGAACCCACAGGACAAGGAACAGGUGCUGUUGCUACAGAUUUCGACGGUGAUGGAAUGCUGGAUCUCAUCAUCUCUCAUGGAGAGUCCAGGGCUCAGCCACUGUCUGUGUUCAAAGUAACCCAGGGCACCGAUAACAAUUGGCUGAGGGUCAUUCCCCGGACCCGGUUUGGUGCGUUUGCCCGUGGGGCAAAGGUGGUGCUGUACACACGGAGAACUGGGCCGCACCUCCGUAUAAUCGAUGGAGGAUCUGGGUAUCUCUGUGAAAUGGAGCCAGUGGCACACUUUGGAUUGGGUAAGGACAUUGCAACUCACCUGGAGGUGACCUGGCCUGGUGGGACAUUCACAUCACGGGCUGUCCCCCCAAGUGAAAUGAACUCCACGAUGGAAAUCCCAUUCCCAAACCAGGACAGUCAAACCUUCAAUCUUGACAUUGAGUGUGGGGAAGGCUUCACAGCUGACAGGAGUGGUCGCUGUACGGAUGCUGAUGAGUGUGUGCAGUUCCCACCAGUAUGCCCCAGGGAGAGGCCCAUCUGUAUCAACACUUACGGAGGCUUCAAGUGUCGACCGAACAGGAGAUGCAAUCAUGGUUACGAACCCAAUGAAGAUGGAACAGCUUGUGUGGCUCAAGUCGCGUAUUUUGGGAGAGGAGGCUUUUCAUCAGGUACAAGACUCUCUGUCUGUCUCUGCCAAACUGCUGUGGUCCUGCUAGGUUUAAUCCACUGGCUCCUCGCCUGAGUCCUGACCCUCCACGUAGCCCAGUAACUCUACAUUCAGAACCCUUGGUCUUCCACUGCCCAAAGAGUCGUCAAGAUGAACAGAAUUCGAAAGAGCUCGGCCAAUGUUCAGUCUCUGGUUCACUGCUGUCCGUCCGCCUCACAAACUCCAGAUGAACAAGCAUCCUGAGAAAAGCAUAACAUUCUGAUUGGUUAUAAACUCCUUACAUAGCUCCAUUAUAGGGAAAUCCCAACCCAGCACAUCCCGGAUUCACACACUCACAAGAAUUUGGUUAUACGGCAUCAUAAUGAUAGACAGCAAACAUCCAGAGAAAAACACACAUAUACACGCAAUCAUUUACACACAUACACACGUAUACACACAUACACACAUAUACACACAAACACACAGCCAUUUACACACAUACACACAUUCACACACAUACAAUCACUUACACACAAACACACAAUCACUUACACACAAACACACAAUCACUUACACACAAACACAAUCAUUUACACACAAACACACAAUCAUUUACACGUGCACACAUAUACACACAAACACACAAUCAUUUACACACAGACAUUUACACACAAACACAUAAUCAUUUACACACAUGCACAUAUAUACACAUAUACACACAAUCAUUUACACACAUAUACACAUAUACACACAAUCAUUUACACACAAACAGACAUUUACACACAAACACAUAAUGAUUUACACACAUGCACAUAUAUACACACAAACACACAAUCAUUUACACACAUAUACACAUAUACACACAAUCAUUUACACACAUACACACAAUCAUUUACUCACAAACAGACAUUUACACACAAACACACAAUCAUUUACACACAUACACACAUACACACAAUCAUUUACUCACAAACACAUUCACACAACAUAUGAGGACAUGCAAAUAUCCACAUGCAUGUACAUGCAGACACACAAAUACACGCACAGACACACAUACACACACACACACACACACACACACAGGCGUAUACACACAAACAGGCACAAGUAUAAUCAUCUAUAAAUGCAUGUACAUAAAAAUGCCAUCAUGCAGACAAAACAAUAUGUAUGUAUAAAUCAUUGUGAAUGUGCAUCCAUGCUUACACAGACACACACUUCCUCAGACUCAUACACCCUCAUUCACAAUCACACUCUCAGAUACAUCCUCACAAACACCCUCAUAUACAAUCACACCCUUUCAUACUGCCACACACAUGUCCCCAUUUACACACAAAAACACACCAUCCACACAAAUGCUUACACACCAUAACACCUAAUGUAUCUUUGCAACUGUGCUUAACAUAAUCGAAAUAAACUGCGCAACCUGUUUCCAGCUUGUUCCUGCAGAACCACGCAGCUGAGCUGUGAGCUGCAGUGUGGACCCGACACUGAGCUUGAUCUGUAACCCUGUUGGGGCCAUCACCUUCAACUCUGUAUAAAACUGAACAAUGCAACUAGACUCUUCUGUUCUGUUACAUCAAUCCUACAUGUUCAGGUCGACUGCGGACCAACCCAAGCUAGAACAAUCCCAAACUGUCUGGACAACAUUUGUCAUUUAAAGAAGCAAGUUUGCGAUUUAAAAAAGGGAAGGAAAUGCCAUCACAAACCUGAAGAGAAAGAAAGACUAAACCCACUGCACGAUGGAUUGAAAUGGGUUGAGAUGACUGAGUGACAGGUUGAACAAGUCUGCUUCUAGCUGACUAGGUUUUGCAGGAGCUGCUGCUUUGGUUCCUCGGCCUGUUGCGUUAUUGAGCUAACGUACAGACCAUUCCUGAUAGCUGUCAGCAACAGCAGGGCAGGUCAGGGAGCAUGCUGGGCGGUCUUCUCCAUAAGUUUAAGAUCUCAGUGUUUUGCCAUCAUAUCUCACCAGUCCUGUUCCUAUAGGGAAAGUGCAGGAGUGAAGUAGGGUGCUCCGUCCUUCAAAAAAAAGGAAGGCAUUACCAUCUGAGGGCAUCUUGUCCUUUUUGAGAUUGAAUCUCACAGGCUGUUCUCUGGCCAGGGGAACGGGCAUGGGAGAUGGUCACUCAACACAGCGUACAACUCAAGGGGUUAGUAUUGAGAAGGAUCCCACUGGUGAGGCAGGGGGCUCUCCUGUGGAUUAACGCAUACUGUUGAGGGAAGCUUAGAGGUAAAUCAAUUAAAAAUCAAAGAUUCAAAUCUAGACAAACUAGCUUUGUAUAUUAUUCAAUGACCCUCAACUAACCUUUACACCACAAUGAUUAUGUUUCAUCAAGACCAUGAUUAUGUUAUAGCCUCAACAUGCCAUGGUUGGUGUGUAUGGCAUGGCACAGAGGGGCAUCAAGUGCAGUGUUUGUCAGUUUGGACAGACUCACAUCAAGGUUUUCAUUGUCCCUGAUUCAAUCUGGUUCUAACCAUAUGUACAUGAUCCUGGAGCACUGCGGGUACAGCACAGCAGAGGGAAUUCUGUGUGCUGUAGAGGUACUCUUCAUGCUUCUGAGUGAUUUUAAAGAUCACAUGAAAAGCACAGAAUUGAGACAGAAGGAGCCUAUUGGACUCAACCAGGCCUUACUGUGAAUAUUACAACCUCCUGUAGAUAUUUCUAAUUGACCUGUUCAUAGCUAUCAUUACACACAUCUGGAGCAGACGAGAUUUGAACCUGAUCCUUUUGGCCAGAGGAUGGGUACAAACACCACCACUACAUGACAAGAGCCCUUGCUACACCCACCUUGUAUACUGCAGCCUGUGUGUACCAGAGAUGAAUUUAUUUUUGAAUUACUUAUUUUAUGUAUUGUUUUCUCUGGCAAAAUUCAGCACACUGUCAGCUGCAGAAAGGGGUUUCAUUCGACAUUUGAUGCUCUCCUAUAGAUAUUUUUAUAAACUUGAGCAUUCACCUUUAAAAUUGUAAGGAAAUCUUCCUUUCCGUUUGUCAGUGAAAAGAAAUGGCAUGUGGUCACUGCUAUAUGAUGUCACCGCAUUGUGUUUAGAUAUGACGUUUCUGUGUGGCAGCAUGAAUAUGAUGUCAUCAUGUCGGCGGUUCAAUAUGAUGUCAUCAUACUGCAGGGGAUCUCCUUAUUUGGAUGACCCAUCCCAAUAUGGCUCAGACACUGUAAAUAGUUUCCACCGGUUUAACACAGAUUUACUCCAAAUGCAUCGCCAACCGUUGGGAAUAGUGACUCCAACUCAUAUUAGACACAAUCCUUGACUAAAUUGAUAACUGGCGGAGGAAGCUUCAAUCUGACUCAAGUCUCACCCUCUUCACCUCGGUGGUUUCUGAGCAGAGAAAUAUUUUAAGAUUUGGUGGCCUCUCCCUUCAGUUUUCUCCCUUCUGUUUGCUAAGGUCCCAGGUGUGGGGGCUGGACUGCCAUUGGCAACUCCCUCCCAGUGGCUAUUCUCCCAGUGAAUGGGUCUGGCCAAUGAGAGGUGAUGGUUGACCAGGGGGUGGGGAAGAGAAAUCAAAUUUUGGGCUUGGAAUCCAGCCUGUCCCAAUAUUUCUGCAUGGACUUUGACCGAGGUGACCAGGAACAGGGGGGCCUGAUUGAUAGAUUGUACUCAGAUGAGUUCAGGGAAACUCCACUCAUCCCAGUCUACUAUACCAUCCCAGACCACCAUCCUCAAACCCGACACCUUCCUGGUUUGUGUGGAACAGGGAGCAGGACAGUCGCACAAAGGGUUGGUUUAUUGGAAAUGCAAACAUUUUCAUUUCAUAGCAAUCCUGCAAUCACAGCUUCAUUGGCUGGGAAGCGCUCUGGGGCAUCUGGAGGGCACUAUAUGAAUCCAGGUUCUUUCUUGCUUAGUCCCAUUGUGGGGCACAGCUUUAAGCAGUAAUGUCUUGCUGUGUGUCUCUCUCAGGAUUCGAGUGUGUGCUCUUGUACCAUGCCAGGCUGGCGAGAGGGGGCACUCUGGUUCCAGCUUGCCGAUGUGGUGCCAUCAUCUCUGGUGUACAUGUUACGAUUCAGUGAUUAUUGUAUUUGACCUGCAGAGUGUCAUGCUCAUGUCUAGUGAGAAGCUGCAGGUUUAGUCUGAUGCCUUGUAGUGGUACUCUGUGUUGGUUGGUGAUGGUCUACUCAUAAAUAUUGGUUUCAGUA
Hemiscyllium ocellatum (epaulette shark) is the source of this 6174-nucleotide messenger RNA. It is a transcript of the gene crtac1b, whose product is annotated as cartilage acidic protein 1b. Gene Ontology annotation, biological process: axonal fasciculation. The record is from RefSeq and is a predicted model, not a curated record. Gene Ontology annotation, molecular function: calcium ion binding. The transcript is spliced from 15 exons. Bases 236 to 2125 code for a protein of 629 amino acids. NCBI's taxonomy places the organism in Eukaryota, Metazoa, Chordata, Chondrichthyes, Orectolobiformes, Hemiscylliidae.